AUGUUUAGCAAUCCACCAGAUGAAAAUGAAAAGGAACUAGAGAGAAUAUUUGAGGAGAAGCUGUAUGUGGGCAAAAAGCACCCGCUGGCAGAUGUAAGUAAUAUUCAAAUGAAGGGUAUCGGCAAAAGUGAUUUUCAUCAUACGGAUUUUAUCAAGGGUUUUGAGGAUAGAAGGAUAUUUGGAGGGAAACCACAGAGCAUUAACUCAAUGAAGGAUAAUAACAGCAUUGUGUUAAAGGAGACUACUACUGCGUAUGAUGAGGUAGACAAAGAGAACGCUGAUGAGAUAUCACAUGACAGAUAUAUAUUGUCGGGGCUGCCCAAGGAAACAGCAUUGGAGGGGAUAUAUGAGGAUUUAGAAUUGAGAGAUGUGUUGAAAACAAAAGAGAUGUUAAUGAGCAAUGAAAUUAAGGGCAUUAACCAUAAUGCUAAUAAGCCAGAAAGGAAGGUAUCUUUUGACACACACGCUGAUGUAAUUGACAUUUGUAGUGAUGUUACACCUGAGAAUAAAGCCAAUGUUGUUGGCAAUGCUGUUGAUGUGAAUGAUAAAGACAGGGUUGCUAGCAUUAAUAGCCUUGCUGAUAAGACAAACAAGAUUGAUAAGAUUCAUAGGCUUGAAAAAGAAUUCCAAAAUAUGAUACAAACACACAAAGAUACUCUCAAAGUCAAGUCAAAAGUGUACAAGUUCAUUUAUAAUGAAAUAUACACAUUAAGGUCUGAGCUUAGCAGAAAAGUUGACAGUCUGGAAAGGGAGAAUGCAUGUCUCGGGGAAAAGAUUAAAGAGUUAGAAACGGAAAGGGAGCAUUUAAAAGACGAGAUUGUCGAUCUGAAAGGUAAAAUAGAGAAAUUUAAGGAAUGCUUUAGAUCUUACAACACUAAAGUAACAGAAAAGGCAAUGCUGUGGAAAGGCAUGAUAGAGUCAAAGGUAAAGGAGUAUUUAAAGAAGAUAAAUAAAUAA
Vittaforma corneae ATCC 50505 is the source of this 957-nucleotide messenger RNA. RefSeq lists its product as uncharacterized. The transcript has a single exon. Lineage: Eukaryota; Fungi; Microsporidia; Nosematidae. The coding region runs from base 1 to 957 and encodes 318 amino acids. The record is from RefSeq and is a predicted model, not a curated record.